AUGACCGAGCGUGAAAAGUUUGGCAUGAAAGGAUACAUUGCGGAGCAAGACACUGCAACCCCAGCCGGGCGAACGCUGAUGCGAGGAGUUGAUCUAUCAACGCUAGGGAUCAACAUGAAUUCGCAGGAACCAUUACUACCGAUGUACCCCGGACCUUGGGCAGAACCAGGAGCACAGGCACUGAGACCGUUGGAUACGGAAUCCACCAUCCCAGACUGUUACACAGUGAAAAAGAUUGCGCCCUUGUCGAGUCGAAUCAACGGAUUUAUGGAUGAAACCUUGUUCUUCAUAUUCUACACAAUGCCUCGGGACUACACGCAAAUGCUUGUGGCUCAAGAACUGGUGGCCAGAAAAUGGAGGUACCAUAUGCGAGAGAAGCAGUGGCUUACCCGGGAUGACGCAUCGCCAAGUCCGGUGCUUUUGGACGACAAGGUCUCGGAACAAGGCUACUACAUCUGGUGGGACACCAAGGUGUGGAAGAAGGUCCGACGAAUAUACACCCUGAGGUAUGAGGACCUUGAGGAGCAACCCAGCAUGGGUAAUCGAGCGAUUCACCCUGGUGCAAUUGCGGGGGGUGUGGACAGAGGCAUGGGAGUGGGCAACUUCAACGCAGUGCCUAGUCUGGAGCGGAUGGCAGCGACUGGCAGGGGGUUCUAG
Molecule: messenger RNA, 657 nt
Organism: Exophiala aquamarina CBS 119918
Lineage: Eukaryota; Fungi; Ascomycota; Eurotiomycetes; Chaetothyriales; Herpotrichiellaceae
Exons: 1
Coding region: 1-657 (218 amino acids)
Biological process (GO): regulation of DNA-templated transcription; nuclear-transcribed mRNA poly(A) tail shortening
Cellular component (GO): P-body; CCR4-NOT core complex
Source: RefSeq, a predicted model, not a curated record